Molecule: messenger RNA, 1089 nt
Organism: Heterobasidion irregulare TC 32-1
Lineage: Eukaryota; Fungi; Basidiomycota; Agaricomycetes; Russulales; Bondarzewiaceae
Exons: 5
Coding region: 1-1089 (362 amino acids)
Source: RefSeq, a predicted model, not a curated record
AUGGCACAGGGCCCGGCUCCGGAAGGCCAAUACAGAGGGGCAGAGGCAGCGCGAACAGAAACAGAAGAACGUCGGCGGGCGACGGCGACGGCGAUGGCGAGCGAUCCCGUCUCUGCGGCCCCUGCCAGCCCGGCACGCGCCGUCGCGCCGUCGCAUCUGCCUCCGACGACGACGUGCACUCUAUUGUUAUUGGAGGACGGGACAGGCGGAACAGACGGGACAGGCGGAACAGACGGGACAGUCGACUAUCUGGCAGCGGGGCGUUGGGCCGCCUUCCACUCCUCCACGACAGCCCGCGACGACAGCAGCGUAGCGCACGGCGGCCCCGUCAUCUAUUCCAAUUUCCCAGACCCGCUACAGCAUAGCGCGCCAUGCACGGCGUGGAAGGCCUCCCCCUCCCCGCUCGCUCAGCGCUCAGCGCUCAGCGGCAGCGGCAGCCUCACACUCGACGACUCAGCGGACAGCACGACGCGUUUCGCCGGCGCGCCUCUGCAGACCGAAGUCCCCAAGGAUACCGAAGCACCGCAGAGGCGCGCCGAGCACGACAAACACCGCUCGCUUCCCGCACGCACGUCCCCGCACGUCCCGCGCCGGCCCCACCUCCCCUCUUCCUCCAAUCGCCACGCACACGCACACGCACACGCAUGGAAGGCUGCAAACGGACAGGGACAGACAACAGCCACAGCCGCACGACGCGCACCACGACCGUCUCACCCACCCACCCUUCGCAACGCGCGCGCACCACGCUCCAUCGCCCCAUCGCCCCAUCACCCCAUCGCCCCAUCACACCCUCCCGCCGUCGCCGCCACGAUAGACGGCACGCGCGGCACCUUCCGCAACUGGAAACUCCCCGCCCUCAUCCCCGCCCUCAUCCUCAUCCCCAUCCUCCCGUCUCCACGCACCGACCCGUCCCCCGCGUCCGCAGCCAAGACAAAGAUGCCUCCGCCCGUCCUGUUUACAUCCGCCCGGAGCUAUCGUGCGCCGUCCCCGGUGAGGAAUCCACUCCGUCGCCCCGCUGCCUCGCGCAGCUCACUUCCAUUCCGCGGAGUCUGGCACUCAUAUCUCCUUGUGCGGAACCUGGAGCGCUGA